AUGUGAAUGGAAAACCAAACCAAUGUGCAUGAGUUUAUACUGAUGGGACUUUCUUAUUACCCGGGCCUUCAAUUUUUCCUCUUCCUGGUGUUUUUAGUUAUUUACCUAGUCACCCUGGUGGGGAACAUGCUGAUCAUGCUGGUGAUAAGGGCUGAUGGUCACCUUCAUACCCCCAUGUAUUUCUUCCUGUCCCAUUUGGCCUUUGUCGACAUCUGCUAUUCCUCGGCCAUCGUCCCUAAGAUGCUGGAGAAUUUCCUAGCAAAGCACAAAACCAUUUCUGUGCGUGGCUGCCUGGCCCAGAUGUUCUUCAUCCUCCUCUCAGCUGGUACUGAAGUUUUCCUCCUCUCCGCAAUGGCGUACGACCGAUACGCUGCCAUCUGUCACCCCUUGCAUUAUGCGGGGACCAUGAACAAACGAGUGAGACGACAGCUGUUGGGUGCUUCUUGGACAAUGGGGCUCUUGUAUUCACUGAUCAACACGCUCCCUGUGUUAACAUUGCACUUCUGUGGGCCCAAUGAAAUCAGGCAUUUCAGCUGUGAGGUCCCGCCAUUGCUGCAACUGUCUUGCACGGCAGCCUUCGCCAAUAAAAUAGCUCUUCUUUCUUCCGCUGUGAUAUUUGGUUUCAGCUCCUUCCUCCUCACCCUGGUCUCCUACAUUCACAUCAUCUCCACCAUCCUCCGCAUACGCUCCACAGAGGGAAGACGGAAGGCCUUCUCCACUUGCAGCUCCCACCUCACGGUGGUGGUGUUAUUGUUCGCGACGGCCCUUUCCCAGUACAUGAAGCCCAGCUCGGUCGUUUCCCCGGUUCUAGAUGAAUUCUUCUCCAUCCAGUACAGCAUCUUGACCCCCAUGUUGAACCCCAUCAUCUACAGCCUGAAAAACAAAGACGUGAAAACAGCUUUGGCAAGAAUACGAGGGAAAAUCCAAGGUUCUCGUGCAAUGUAA
Molecule: messenger RNA, 945 nt
Organism: Pelodiscus sinensis (Chinese soft-shelled turtle)
Lineage: Eukaryota; Metazoa; Chordata; Testudines; Trionychidae
Product: olfactory receptor 8S1-like
Biological process (GO): G protein-coupled receptor signaling pathway
Cellular component (GO): membrane
Molecular function (GO): olfactory receptor activity; G protein-coupled receptor activity
Source: RefSeq, a predicted model, not a curated record